This is a messenger RNA of Physcomitrium patens, 2432 nucleotides long. Its product is annotated as galactan beta-1,4-galactosyltransferase GALS1. Lineage: Eukaryota; Viridiplantae; Streptophyta; Bryopsida; Funariales; Funariaceae. Gene Ontology annotation, cellular component: cytoplasm. Gene Ontology annotation, molecular function: glycosyltransferase activity. The record is from RefSeq and is a predicted model, not a curated record.
AAUGUCAUAGAACAAGCUGAGAAAUGAGCCUCUCUCUCUCUCUCUCUCUCUAUCUCUCUCUGUUGCUCUCUUUGGGUUAGCUGCAGAAGCGAGCUGAAGGUGCGUAUAAAUUCUGGUGAUGAGAGAGAAUCGAAGCCUUGAUGCAAAAGUUGGGCCCAUGCCACAGGAUGCCUAGCUGAUAUACAUGCACAAGCCAGGACUGAAAUUGUUGUCUUAUUGCGAUUCAGUGGAUGCGCAAUCUGUGAGGAUCUCUUCACAUGUUUGAUCAUAUUUUAGUGGACGUCCGGUUAGAUCUGUGUGGAUCGAGGGUCGCGGUGCAGCCGACGGCGAGAGUGACCGGGAUUGCACGAUGGUCAAGCCAGAUUUUACACAAUGUCGGCUCCGGAAAUUUUUGGGUAGAUUCAGUCUUAACUCGAAAACGACCGGCUUUUCGCUUAAGAGAGCGACUGCUACCUUAUUCCUCGUGAUUCUCCCACUGGUAUUGCUUGUGACUUUAUUACAUGAACUUUCGGGGCUCCGCACAGGCAUCUGGCUUUCCACCUCACGGUCUCAGGCUCAAGGUCCACGCGAGUCUUCAGAAACAGCAAGAAAAUUCCUCAGUCGAGCGCAUGGUCAAAAUCCGAAGAGGUUAUCAGAUGAAACUUAUCCACUGCAGCGCCCUCUGAAUCCGAAAACUGUUAUGUCAACUGUAUUUUUACGGGAGAGUAACAUUAAUGCUAGCAAGUUCGACCUUAGACGGGGAGAGAUUCGUGCCUACCGACCACAUGGAGUGGCGGCGCAUUUCUUUUUGCAACUUGGGACGUACCGGAGCAGCCCAAGAGCGUUCUCCACCGCCGGGAGCAUUCAACGAAGUUUUGAAGACUGGUUUAAACCUCGGUUUCAGUGCGAGUGGAUCGGCAGUAAUGGGACAGCGGUAAGGGCUAAAGAGGCAAAAAAGAUUAGACCAGCACAAUCCUUUAAAGGUUUCUACGAUUCCCUCAUCAUCAUCUGCCAUUUCGAUGAAGACGUGGGAACAGAUGGGCUUGGAGGCAAGCUCUACAUGAAGUACUGGCACCAAGUCGACAAGUACCGAACUCCCGAGACCUUUCUGGCUCUCGUCGAAGCUCCUUCCGAAUACAACGCUAGCAUGUUUGAGCCUCCGUUUGCAUACGACAUUGUCUAUUGCGGCUCUCCCAUUUACGGAGACAUUAGUCCGCAACGAGUUCGCGAGUGGGUGGCUUACCACACCUACGUCUUUGGCAAUCGCUCCCACUUUAUCUUGUACGAUGCAGGUGGAUUCCACGAUGACGUGCAGAAGGUGUUGGAGCCAUGGGUGAAGCUGGGCCGCGUCACUGUGCAGAAUAUUCAGCAGAUCGAAAUGUAUCCCGCUUACUACCACCACCAACACACGGUCGUCAACGACUGCCUGAUGAAGUCCCAGUUCCUGGCCAACUGGACCUUCUUCUUCGACAUGGACGAGUAUUUGUUCGUGGAACCUCCUCACUCCAUCACCAAGUUACUCGAGGAAAAAACCCAGCAGGAUGUCUCCGUGAUCAGAUACACUGGAAAGCGGAUGUCAACUUCGAUGUGCAGCCUGCCCAAAGCAAAUGUCGAUAACGCCACUCGCGAUGCGAUCAAUUCCAAAUUGUGGGGCUUCGAGAAAUUUCUCCUCCACUGGCACUGGGAGCAUGGCCCAAGGGACCCCAAGUAUGCCGUCCAGGCAAGACACAUGUGGGCGGUGGAGAUUCAUAACGCUGUCUUGGCUAGGCGUGGCCAGAAUCGGCUCCUGCAAUACAGAGACCACAUCUGGUUCCAUCACUUCCAUGGAUUCAUAAUCAACCGCGCCGAGGGGUGCCGCGACUUCGUUGAAGCGUCGGAGAACAAGGCAAUCGCUGUCGGCAAGAGCCAAUACUCCGGCGACUACACCAUUGCUCGCCUUGCCAAGGACAUCAAACAGUUUGAACAAGCCAUGGUGGGAAAGCUACCAUUCAUCUUGUAAUCUAGAAUCCAUUUCUACCACACAUCCUUACUGUCUUUAUUUCUGGAAAUUGGCUGAGCUUGUCACUGCCUGACCUCCGAUCAGAAGAAGCUCAGGGGACCCUUCCUCGGUGGCCCGGCAAAGUUCAGAUUGAGGAACUAACAGUGUUUAUUUCUGUAUGGACGAGGUGUUCAUAUGAGAUGGGAAUACCAAAGCAGUCGUGAUGAUCAAGGUGUUGGCGAAAUAAGCGCCUAGGGUUUCCCCCAUACUAGGGCUGAUACUUGGCGGAUACCUAGCUGAUACAAGGAUGAACUUAAUACCUACAGUGAUCAACACAGUAAGUGAGAUAUGUUCGAGGAUGGACUCAGCAUAUUUACAAGAAUAGAAUGCAUGUGAACUUUCUCAAACGUAUUGUGUUCAGAAUGUAUAAAUGUUUUCUCAACUUGGAUAAAAACAACUCUCUCUUAUUACGCAA